Molecule: messenger RNA, 933 nt
Organism: Nannospalax galili (Upper Galilee mountains blind mole rat)
Lineage: Eukaryota; Metazoa; Chordata; Mammalia; Rodentia; Spalacidae
Product: olfactory receptor 1086-like
Exons: 1
Coding region: 1-933 (310 amino acids)
Biological process (GO): sensory perception of smell; G protein-coupled receptor signaling pathway
Cellular component (GO): membrane
Molecular function (GO): odorant binding; G protein-coupled receptor activity; olfactory receptor activity
Source: RefSeq, a predicted model, not a curated record
AUGGAGAACAUCACAGAAGUGACUGAUUUUGUACUGAAAGGCUUCACAGACAACCCUGAUCUGAAGAUCUUAUUCUUCUUCCUGUUUCUAGUGAUUUAUCUUUUCACUAUCUUGGGAAAUUUAGGACUGAUUGUAUUGGUCACUGGGGAUUCCAGGCUGCACAACCCCAUGUACUAUUUUCUUAGUGUGCUGUCUUCAGUAGAUGCUUUUUAUUCCUCUGUUAUCACUCCCCAAAUGUUAGUAGAUUUUAUGUCAAAGGAAAAAGCCAUUUCAUUCCUGGCAUGUGCAGCACAGAUGUUUCUUGCUGUUACUUUUGGAACCACCGAAUGCUUUCUGUUGGCAGCAAUGGCUUAUGACCGCUAUGUAGCCAUUCACAGCCCACUUCUGUAUGCAGUGAGUAUGUCGCCCAGAGUCUACGUGCCACUCAUCAUCGCUUCCUAUGCUGGAGGAGUUCUCCAUGCGAUUAUCCACACAGUGGCCACUUUCAGUCUGUCCUUCUGUGGAUCCAAUGAAAUCAGUCAUAUAUUCUGUGACAUUCCUCCUCUCUUGGCAAUUUCUUGUUCUGACACCCACAUAAACCAGCUUCUCCUCUUCUUUUGUGCUGGGUCUAUUGAGAUAGUCACCAUCCUGACAGUCAUAAUUUCCUAUGGUUUCAUUUUAUGUGCUAUUCUGAGGAUACGCUCUGCUGAAGGCAAACAGAAAGUCUUCUCCACCUGUGGCUCUCACCUAACUGGUGUGUCCAUUUUUCAUGGCACAGUUCUUUUCACGUAUGUGAGGCCAAGUUCAACAUAUGCCUUGGAACAUAACAUGAUAGUGUCGAUAUUUUAUAGCAUUGUGAUUCCCUUGUUGAAUCCUCUCAUCUACAGUUUGAGGAACAAUGAUGUGAAACAAGCAAUGAAAAAAGUGUUUGGAAAAGCACUGAUUCAUGAAUAA